Messenger RNA from Ambispora leptoticha, 1941 nucleotides. NCBI's taxonomy places the organism in Eukaryota, Fungi, Glomeromycota, Glomeromycetes, Archaeosporales, Ambisporaceae. The record is from the annotation of a GenBank genome assembly.
AUGAUAGUCGAUUUGAGUGCGGGUCAAUUAGCAGCGCUAAUUGGUGCUAUCAGUACUUUACUACCAAUUGUUAUUGGUGCGGCGGGAGUCACAGUGAUAUUGAGUAAUAUUAGUGAUAAAAUGACAGCCUUAGAGUGGACUACUUUAAGCAAAGUAACUCAGCAAAGUCUGCUUAAUAUUUAUGGGACAGGUGGUCAACCGGCAUUAACAGGAAUUAAGUUAUGGGAUAUCGGAUCGCGCAAACGUAAUAUUAUUUAUUUACUUAUUGGGAUAUGUCCGGUAUUGUUGUAUGGUGUAUCAGUUAUUGCACCGCUUGGUAUCCAGACUUGUACAGUAGUAUAUAACGCGUCUGUUAAUAUGGAGGCUGUAGAUCCAGAUUUACUUAGUCGUGCGGUUAAUAACACGUUUUCUCUGGAUCAGCUAUCGCAGAUUAGGAUAUGUGGUGCUUGGGAAUGGGUACCAUGUCCGGGAAUGAAGGAUCAGUUGCAUGUCGAUGAGCCAUAUGCAGUUGACUUUAAUAAAACAUACAGUAACAAUGCAAUGAGGUAUCGUCUGUUGAAGACUAGUAUCAAUGAUAAUAUUUCAUAUCCUAGCUACGACUUUAUGAUGGGUGUUGUUACAAGUACGCAAACGGGUUAUAACAUUAUUGACAGGAUGAUUGUAGAUCAUGAUAAUGGUGGGCUCUUGAUGAAUCAAGCGAUUCAACCUAGAGACAAAGUGGGCAACAAAUUCAACUGGGCGAUUGAAGGCAUGUGGCUACAACCGUAUGUCAGUUGUCAAUCAACUAACCUUACACAGAUCGCAUGGGAUAAUAAAACGAUGAAUGCACUAUUUUCUAACUGGAUAGCAAAAAUGGUUAUUAACAAUACCGACUUACGACCACAAAAUAUACACCCGCUUGGUGAUCAAGGACAAAAAAUCGAUCUCUCAUCAAGAAGUAUCAAGUACAGUCAGUUAAUACAAUCAAGUAUCACAGAACAAAUGAAUAUGACAACCAAUGGAAAUUUUCUUGAGUCUUCAGUGUAUAACCUCACCGCCUUCACCGAUGCGCCAAAGACUAUCAAGACUUUUCAACUCGACACUUUCCUCGGACUCAAUUUCAAUUCAACACUUGGAUCUAAUAUGAAAAUUAGAUGCGCUGGGUUUAGCGGUGCAGACAAUGUUGCAGAUAAUAUUGUUGGCGUCAAGUGCUGGGCAUUAUUUGGACCACCUAAAAUUACUGAAAGAGGAAUCGAACAAAUCUUGUACGCCUGCGCUAGCGCGGUUGAAGCUAGCGUAAAGGUUAUUGAGUUACAAUCUGAUGAACAAAAGCAAAUUAGUGUAUUGAACACACAAACCAUUUCAUCCCAAUGGUAUAUUGAAAAGGCUAAUCUUAAUAUUUCUGAUAUGGAUCCUUGGUGGGGAGGAUCAGCAGGAUCGUCCUUAUCUUGGGAUGUUGCUUCUGAUGCACAAACUGCUGGUGUCCCUGGUAUUGCGUUGAAUAUAAUAUCAGAUUUUAGUGGUAAUGAUAUCUAUGGUUAUCGUGGAGACGGUAUCGGAAACCUGGUUCUACUGCAGCAAUGGAAAGAAGAGGGCAUAAGCGAAGAAGGCAUAAAUCGUAUGUUCCAACGCCAGUGGACUGAUGUCGUUGUUAAUAUGGUAUCCCCUACUAGCGAAGCUAAGGUCACUGGUCCCACCCAAUUUAUGAUAAAUAAAACGUGUUAUGACAUGCGAUUCGCCAUGCAGUAUUAUUUAGUCAUCAUCGGACUCAUACUAUGUGCAGCACUUACUAAGCAUGCGAAUUCAUUAACCAGAGUUAAACAGAUUGUUCGGCAAAUGGACCUUGGUAGAGCAAUACUGAACACGCAAGGCACUGCAGAUGCAAGUACAGCUGACUCUUCAGAGUGGGUAAAAAUCGAUGGUAAAAAGUUAUUAGAAAUGGGAAAGACGGGUUUUAUUUAG